UUCUUUACACACAUAUAUAUACCAUCAGCUGUAUAAUCUGAUCUGUUAAUUAAAUAAAUAAAAAAAAUUAAAGGAUGGAACCACAAAACCCUAGUUCAUCUUCCUUCAAAGCAGACAGAAAAACCAUAGAAAAAAACAGGAGAAAUCAAAUGAAGGAUCUCUACAACAAGCUCACUUCUCUCGUGCCUCGCCCAAACCCUAGGGAGUUAGUUUCGUUGCCGGAUCAACUAGAAGGAGCAGCAAACUACAUACAGAAGCUGCAGCAUGACUUGGAGAAGAUGAAGCAGAAGAAGAAUUGUCUACUUAUGGGAACAGUGUCCGCAAAUUCGACUACUACUACUGCUACUACUACUACUACUACUAAUAAAUCGAGCAUUUCGAAUACUGAUAAUAAUAAUAAUAAUAAUGGAGGGAUUAAUCUACCGGAUAUCGAUGUUCGUGUAACGGGAUCUGCCCUAGAAGUUGUGGUGAUAACUGGACAAAACAGUCAUUUCAUGUUCAGCGAAAUUAUCCGAAUGCUGCAUGAAGAAGAAGGUGCUGAAGUAGUCAAUGCCAGUUUUUCUAUGCUCCAAGAUUCCGUUUUCCACACUUUGCAUUGCAAGAUUGGAGAGUGUUUAGUGCAAGAUUACGAUGGUGCAGCUGCUGCGAGAAUUUCCGAGAAACUGAGGAAGUUCGUGUACGAAGUUAAUUAGUCAAUAAACGACAUCGAUCUUAUGCAAAUUAAAAGUAAUUAAUUUAUCUCCCUAAUCAAAUAUAAUUUGUGACUUCUGAUUUCAUUUCUUGAGUUUGAGAUAUAUCAGUCAGUUUAUAUUUA
Messenger RNA from Erythranthe guttata (spotted monkey flower), 814 nucleotides. RefSeq names its product basic helix-loop-helix (bHLH) DNA-binding superfamily protein. Lineage: Eukaryota; Viridiplantae; Streptophyta; Magnoliopsida; Lamiales; Phrymaceae. Gene Ontology annotation, biological process: regulation of transcription by RNA polymerase II. The record is from RefSeq and is a predicted model, not a curated record. Gene Ontology annotation, molecular function: DNA-binding transcription factor activity, RNA polymerase II-specific; RNA polymerase II transcription regulatory region sequence-specific DNA binding; protein dimerization activity. Gene Ontology annotation, cellular component: RNA polymerase II transcription regulator complex.